AUGGCUUCUUCAACUUCAUUAUCCUGUUCCCAGGUGGAUUCCACAUUUGGCCCACAUGCUGGUAGAUGUAGAGGAGGAUUUGACUUUACGUUAUUCUUCGAAGAAACGAUCCUGGCAAUCUUACCGCUUAUUGUAAUAAUGGUUGUCGCGCCAUUUCGUCUCUUCUAUCUUUUCAAGAAAGAUACUAAGGUUGUAUGGAGUAUCCUGCUGCCUGCAAAGUUGACCCUCUACACCGCCUACGAAAUCAUGACCCUCUGUCUCGUGGUCAAUUGGUCGAACCCUGCGGUCCAUAAAACCAGCGCUUCGAUUCCUUGCGCCGUAAUAACUCUCAUCGCAUACCUGAUAAUACCACUGCUAUCAUAUGCCGAACAUAUAAAAACUAUCCGGCCCUCUCUAAUCCUCAAUGGAUAUCUAUUAAUCUCGCUUUUGUGCGAUAUCACACAUUCCAGAACUCUCUGGCUGCGGAGUAAAGACAAAAUUGCUAGCAACUUUAGUGCAUGUGUGGCCUUGAAAUUUGUCAUUUUCAUCCUGGAAGCGGUAGAAAAGAGGCACAUCCUAAAAGCACGAUACCAAACCCAUUCUCCUGAAGCCACGAGUGGAAUUUACAAUCGGAGUUUCUUCUGGUGGCUCAAUCCACUUUUCCUCAAGGGCACCAAGCAUAUUUUCUCCUUGGACGACCUCUUCUCGCUCGACAAACAUCUCUUAUCCGACUACACCCAUACGUUGUUAGAUACGCCCUGGCUAAAGGCACGCUCUGCAUCUGCGGCAGUGGAUUCAGAGUCAAGCACACAAGAAGUCUCGCCGCCAUUGAAAUCCAAUAAGCUCUUUUGGACAACACUGGGGGCUACUAAAUGGCCACUUUUGUCUGCUAUCCUUCCUCGGCUAUGCCUCACGGGUUUCAACUUCUGCCAACCGUUUCUGUUAAACCUAACCAUCAACUUCUCGCAGGCGCCAAUAACUCCCGAAUCAACCAACAAGGGUUAUGGUCUAAUUGGUGCCUACUUUUUAGUUUACACUGGCGUGGCAGUAGCCACGGGCCAAUUUCAACACCUAACUUACCGCGUCAUUACCAUCGUUCGCGGUGGUCUCAUCUCCAUGCUCUAUCGUAAGGCUGGGGAUCUUGGAAUUAAUGAUGCAGACCCUGCAUCUUCAAUGAUCUUGAUGAGUGCGGAUAUUGAGCGCAUUACCCAAGGCUGGCAGACAAUACACGAUAUCUGGGCAAACGUGCUCGAAGUUGCCAUUGCGAUAUACCUUUUGGAGAGACAGAUGGGUGCAGCUUGUGCAGUUCCCAUCGCUGUUGCAAUAGUUUCAAUGGCGGGUUCUCUUGCCGCGACUAACCUCGUGAUGUCGCGUCAAGCUAUGUGGCUUGGUGCUAUCGAGAAGCGUAUUGCUGCUACGACAACCAUGCUCAGCUCGAUGAAAGGAGUGAAGAUGUGUGGUCUUACCGACACCAUGUCAAAUAAUGUACACAAGCUGCGAAUGGAGGAACUCAAAAUAUCCAGAAAAUUCAGGAAGCUCUUAAUAUGGAACAUGGGCUUUACUUAUAUAACCCCUGUUGCCGCCCCUAUCCUUACUUUUGCCGUGUUCUCCGUUAUCUCACGCAAUAGCGCAAAUGGGCAGACCCUCGAUACCGCUCGCGUCUUCACCUCACUAUCACUAUUUUCUUUGCUUUCCGAACCAUUGCAGUCGCUCAUCAUGACAAUGGCAACCUUCAUGGGCUCCGUCGGAUCUUUCCAGCGUAUUCAACAAUUUCUUAUUCUAGAUGCCAGGAUUGACGCCAGAAGGAUUGGUGAUGUACAACCGAUCUCUCGCCAGCAAACAAAUAACCGACCGGCAAGUGACGCUCCAACUGAAUGUGCCGAAGAUAGUGACAACGAGAAAUCUCUUGUCGGUGUAUCACAAGACUACCCUCGACUGUUAGACAUUCACGCAUUUGCCAUUUACGAUGGCUCCUUCGGAUGGGAUGCAUGUAAAGAACCUCUGCUUUCAGACCUCAACAUCCUACUACCUCGAGAUAACUUCACAGUUCUCGUAGGCCCAGUUGGAUGCGGCAAGUCUACUUUACUGAAGGCUCUUCUGGGUGAAGUUCCUUCCUUGACUGGCCAUGUCCAAUGUUGUUCUUCCGAGAUUGCGUUUUGCGAUCAGACACCUUGGCAUAUGUAUGGAACCGUUCAAGAAAGCAUUUUAGGAACUUCCAGCCUUGAUGAGGCUUGGUACUCGACGGUGAUCCAAGCAUGUGCACUGGACGAGGAUCUUCGACAACUGCCUCGUGGGGAUAGGACUUCUAUAGGCAGUAAGGGUAUAUCACUUUCUGGUGGACAGAGUCAACGUAUUGCGCUUGCGAGGGCCGUGUACGCGCGAAAGGAGAUUAUAAUUCUUGAUGAUACUUUAAGCGGGCUUGAUUCUGAUACGGAGAAUCGCGUUUUCCACAGUCUCCUUGGCCGUGCAGGCAUACUGCGUAAACAGCGAACCACUGUUCUGCUUGCCUCAUCCUCCAUCAAACGAGUCCCUUACGCGGAUUACACUGUUGUUAUCAACAAUGAAGGCAAAGUAUCCGAACAAGGCAGCUUUAAAGAUCUCGCAAGAGAAGGCGGCUAUAUUUCUUCGUUCAAUCUUCCGCCACCAGAAUGGAGUUACGGAACGCAGCCGCCAAAGAUAUACGACUCUCCUAAAAAGCCUUUCGGGUCGGUUGAUGAAAACUUGGUCAACGCUCCGCUUCCACCACAAUCCCUUGAAGGCUCCGAGGAUAGGCGUACGGGAGAUUUCGCAACUUACGUGUAUUACGUCAAAGCUGUUGGGGUUAUCCCAACUCUCCUUUUUGUCAUCGCGAUCUCCGCUUUUGUCUUUUGUCUCUCAUUUCCAACUAUCUGGGUCAAGUGGUGGGCCGCAUCCAAUGCCGAGGCACCAAAUCAAAGACUUGGAUAUUAUCUUGGUAUAUAUGGCCUUCUUGGUGCUGGGGCGUUGUUUUCGCUUGUCAUCAGCUGCUGGCAAUUAAUAAUUACCAUGGUACCACGAUCUGGCGAAAGGUUUCACUCAGAUUUGUUGCGAACAGUCUUAAGUGCGCCAAUGUCGUUCUUCUCAUCGACAGAUACUGGUGUGACCGUUAACAGAUUCAGUCAAGACUUGAUGCUAAUUGAUAUGGAACUUCCUAUCACCGCACUUAAUACUUUUGCUACUUUCAUUCUUUGUAUUGCCCAGAUGAUUCUUAUAGGAGUCGCCUCUGUAUAUGCGGCCGCUGCAUUUCCAGUCGUACUAAUAUCCCUUUACUUUAUUCAAAAGUUCUACCUUCGAACCUCCCGUCAACUUCGCUUGCUAGAUCUCGAAGCGAAAUCGCCACUAUACACUCAGUUCAUGGAGAGUCUCAGCGGACUAGCUACGAUCCGAGCAUUCGGGUGGCGAAAUGCUCUGGAAAAGCACAACUCUGAGAUGCUCGACCAAUCACAGAAGCCUUUCUAUCUGCUGUUCGCUGUCCAGCGUUGGUUAACCCUGGUGUUGGAUCUCGUGGUAGCAGCUGUAGCAGUCGUACUUAUGGUUAUGGUCGUAGAGCUUCGGGGAACUAUCAGUCCUGGUUUUGUAGGAGUCGCAAUGCUCAACGUCAUCUUAUUUAGCCAGAGUAUUAAGAUGUUAUUGACAUUCUGGACGAACCUCGAAACCCAUAUCGGUUCCAUCGCACGAGUCAAGACAUUCACAGAAAAAACUAUCGCGGAGGACCUCCCCGAAGAGCACAAUACGCCGCCACCUCGAUGGCCCUCACGGGGUGGAAUUGAAUUUCACAACAUGUCUGCCGAAUACAAGCCAUCUGAACCCGUACUGCGAGGUAUUUCGCUCUCUAUCCAGCCAGGUCAAAAGAUAGGCGUGUGUGGUCGCACAGGGAGUGGCAAGUCCUCAUUGGUACUCAGUAUAUUUCGCAUGAUUGAAAUGAGUGCCGGCCGUAUCACGAUCGACGAUAUUGACAUAUCGACCAUUCCUCGGCAAGAACUUCGGUCUCGUCUGGUCGGCGUGCCUCAAGAUUCUUACCUCCUGUCUGGAAGUGUGCGACUUAAUACAGAUCCAUUGGGGCUUGCGUCGGACACGGAAAUUAUCAAUGCAUUGAAGUGUGUCCAAAUAUGGAAUAAGGUCAAAGAAAACGGAGGGCUGGGAGCAGAUAUUGAAUCAAUCUUCUUGUCUCACGGCCAGAAGCAGUUGUUCUGCCUUGCGAGAGCAAUUAUUCGACCAAGCAGAGUUCUCAUUCUCGACGAGUCCACCAGCAGUGUCGAUUCCAAAACCGACGAACUUAUGCAGCGUAUCAUUCGAGAGAAAUUUGCACAGCACACCAUAAUUGCUAUUGCGCAUAAACUUGAUACUAUCCUCGAUUUUGAUAGAAUUGCCCUCUUAGAUGAAGGCCGUUUGGUGGAGUUUGCACCACCGUACGAUUUGCUGGACGAUCCCAAUUCAGCAUUCAGCAAGCUAUACUCCCAUUCGCGCCCUGAUAGUGCGGAUGACGAGUCAGCUCAUACACUAUGA
Molecule: messenger RNA, 4503 nt
Organism: Glarea lozoyensis ATCC 20868
Lineage: Eukaryota; Fungi; Ascomycota; Leotiomycetes; Helotiales; Helotiaceae
Product: P-loop containing nucleoside triphosphate hydrolase
Exons: 15
Coding region: 1-4503 (1500 amino acids)
Biological process (GO): transmembrane transport
Cellular component (GO): membrane
Molecular function (GO): ATP binding; ABC-type transporter activity; ATP hydrolysis activity
Source: RefSeq, a predicted model, not a curated record